This is a messenger RNA of Phragmites australis (common reed), 3790 nucleotides long. RefSeq lists its product as uncharacterized. The transcript is spliced from 5 exons. Gene Ontology annotation, molecular function: nucleic acid binding. The record is from RefSeq and is a predicted model, not a curated record. Bases 1024 to 3417 code for a protein of 797 amino acids. NCBI's taxonomy places the organism in Eukaryota, Viridiplantae, Streptophyta, Magnoliopsida, Poales, Poaceae.
CCUGAAGUCAAGGACCUGCGUCCGGCGGAAACACCACGCCAUCUGUUCACUUGUACCUCUCGCUCUCGGCGGAGGAAAGCAAAAACCCUCGUUGCCUCGUAGGAAUCGAAAUCGAAAGCGACGCGAGUGGAAUCGCGGAAUCACGAGCGCACGAAAUUUCAUUUCCUCUCCUCCUCCUCUCUGACACAGUCUCCGAUCCUCCUUGCUGAUUUUUUUUUUUGGAAUUUUUUGCUGCCUUUUCGGUGUUUUUUUUGUUGUUGUUUCGUUUCAGAAGCGCGCGGCCUCGGCGGUUUCGAGGCGUCUGGUGUGUGAGUUCGUUCCUCGUUUUGUGUUUGUGAUUUUUGCCAAUUGUGGUUUGAUCUGAUGGCUGCAUGCUUGUAGGUUUUGGACUCUGGAGUUUCGCGGCUUUGAAAAGGGUGGUGUGCGCUAGGCCCUGCUGAGAUCUCAGCGAGGUUGUUAGUACGUGAAGUCCCAUCUGAUUUCGAUUUUUAGGGUUUUUUCGAGUGACUAUGCGCUUUCCCCCCAAUGUUUGGACUGUAUGUUGUCGAAGGUAUUAGGGGUUUAGGUGUGGGUUUUUGUUUUAACAGUGGUUUCGGUUUACGAUGCCUGUGAGAGGGAUUAAAAUGCGAUCUAUGGAUUGCUCUUUGCUGUUCUGGGAUAUAUAUACGUGCGUUGUCUACUAUUGUGAAGCUUUGCCUCAGGAUCAAGUUGUUUAUUGAAGAGUUCCAUGUGUAGUUUUGCCAUGUCACUUAUGUGCAGAAAUGGCCUGUCGAAUUUUAAUAUUAUACGUACGUUAUUGAUAGAGUUAUGAGUAUUUUUUCUGCAUUUAGCAACAUGCAGCUCUUGUCAAAUUCACACUGUAAAAACUCUGUGUUGACAUGGAACUUGUCGUUAUGAAAAAUGUGAAUCGACAUCACAAGUUUUCAGUGUGAAAUUGCAUCGACAUCUAAGACUUAGGGAUUGUGAAGAACAAUUAUGCUUCAAGUAUAAACUGUUACAUCCUCGGAGUUUCUAGAAUUCCCUAUGUCAACAUACCCUGUGUUGAAUGACCAGCCAAUUGAUCAGUGGAAGGUCACUGAGUUGAAGGAUGAGCUCAAGAGGAGGAAUCUUCCUAUCAAUGGUUUGAAGGAUGAUCUUUUGAAGAGGCUCUUUGAGGCCAUUCAGGGUGAGAUACUUGACGGGGAACAAACAAAUGGUGAAACUCCCCCUGCUGAGGAGCUGAACAGGGGUGAAACUCCUGAUUCUGUUGAUGCAUCUGUUUGCCAGGCUUCAAUGGAACAAAAUGUCGAUGAAGGUCCUUCUGAGGUUACAAAACAGGGAGAUCAUGUUAUCUCUGUUACAGAAGCUAGUGAUGAAAGUUUCGUUGCUGCUACAGAAGUUAGUCAGGAGGUUGUCAUUGGUACUCAGGAGGUUGUCAUUGGUACUGUGGAAGUUAGUCAGAGAACUUUGGAUGCUGUUGCAGAAGUUGAGGCUCCUCCAGUUGAUGUGGCACUGGCAGCAACUGAUGAAAAUCACUGUGAAACUAAUGGAGUUGGCCUAAAAUCAGCUUCAAGUGGCAAUACUAUAGUGAAGGAAGUACAUCCGCAUUCUGAAGGUGUUGGUGAUACUAUUGAGGAGACCCCAGAAGAUGACACCACCAAGAAAAUGGAUGUUGAUGAUGUACCGUCUGAUGUUACCAGUAUUAACAUCAAGUUAGGCAUUGAAGUGGACAGCAAAGUUCUAGAACAGGAAGCUGUAACCACACCUCCUGAUACUAUCGCAUUGCAUGCUGACGUUUUUGCAGCUACAGAGGCAGAAGAUGACACUAUCAAGAAAAUGGCUAUUGAUGAUGUACCUUCUGACUUUACCAGUUCUAUUGUCAAGUUAGCUGUCAAUGUAGACUGCAAAAUUGAACAUGAAGAAGUACCCACACAACUAGUUGCCAUUGCAAUGCACACUGAUGUUGUUGCGACUGCAAAGAGCGUGAUUCCUGAAAACAGUUUCAGUGAGAAUACAUUGAUAUAUAGCAAGGACCAUGAAGAUCUGAAGCGCAUGAAUGGGGACUGCAAGACCAUCCUAUGUGGACCAAAUGACCAGGUAUCUGAGGUCAACCCAGAUCUAGGGUCUCAAAUUCAGUGCAUGUCGAUUUGUCAUGAUAAUAUGUCAAACCUGAAUGCUGGCAAUUCUGACUUAGUACUAGAGGGUAAGCAGGAGAUGGUCAAACCAUCAUCCAUCAUUCCCUCCGUAGGUGAUGAUUUGCUGUCGUUGGAUGGCGACAAAGAGCUGCAUAAGAGCGGGACCUCUUUGCAAGAAUUAGCAUCAGCAACUAAUAUAGACUUGGAUAGAAAAGUGGAUAGCACUGAUGGUAGUUCUUAUGAGAAGCUGAAUUUAGACAGGAAUUCAGGUGAUGAAUCAAUGGAUGAGGAUGUGAUGGAAAGUAAGCAUGCUGAUUCCAGUAUGAAAUCUGAUGAUCCCAGAGGAAAGACUGAGGUUACCUCACAGCAUGUGUCACAAGAGAUGACCCUCCUUGAUACCGUUACUGAGGGUUCCUCUGCACUUACUGAGGUAGUUGUGGCUGAAGAGAAGCCAACUCCAACUGAAAAGAGGAAAUUUGAAGAGCAAGAAGUUACCACAAGUUAUGAGCAAAGCAAAUGUCAGUGCCAACGGAAUGCUGACACUGUCAGUAUUUCUGACCAACAAGCAUCCAAACUAACUGGCACUGGUACUCCAAAGGAACUCUUUCAGUCUGCUAGGAAAUAUUCAUUUGGCAAGUCUGAUUCAACAAGUGGAGAUUCUGCAAAGGAGCGAAUAGUACCACCUCCUCAAAAACCAGCAACAACUUCCUUAAGAAUUGAUCGAUUUGUGCGCCCAUUUACUCUGAAAGCUGUGCAAGGGUUUCUUGGUAAAACUGGAUCUGUAUGUAGCUUUUGGAUGGAUCAUAUCAAGACCCAUUGCUAUGUUACAUACACUUCAUUGGAGGAAGCUGUGGCCACCAGGAAUGCUGUUUACAACCUCCAAUGGCCCCCAAACAACGGCAGUUAUUUGGUUGCUGAAUUUGUUGAUCCACAAGAGGUGAAGCUCAAACAUGAACUCCCUCCCCCAUCUCAAGUGCCAAUCAUUCCCAACACAGCUACGGUACCAGAGGCUGCACCCUUCCAACAGUCGAAGGCUAACCAAACCAUUCAUUUUCCCCAUGUUGCUGCUACUUCAAGGGGCCUGUUGCCCACCCCACCGCCUCUCCCCAAGCUACCUCCUACAUCUGACCAUGGACCAGCAAGGGAGAGGCUUCCUCCUCAUCCAAAGAACCUGGAACCUGCCCUGACAUUUGAUGAUCUCUUCAAGAAGACACAGGCCUACCCUAGGAUUUACUAUAUGCCCUUAUCGGAAGAGGAGGUGUCUGCGAAGCUUGCAGCUCGUGACAAUGGAAAGAGGGGAUAGUGGGCUCUAGUUUGCUGCUCCGUCUCGUAUUUUGGUUCUUUGCUUGUCACUGUUGUUUUCAUAUGCAACUGUACGAAUGUCACGGUGGUCGACAGAUUCUCUUCUCGCACCUGACUCCAUCAGCUGCUGCAGCUCUAUGAAGUACUAGGUGGUACGUAGGUUUAGGUGAUAAUGUGUGAAAAUACUUCUAGUAGUAUCGUCUUUAUGAGGGAAGGCCUGAUGGUUCCUCAUACCAUGGUUUCUCAAGUACUAUGGUAUCAAUAACAUCGGGAUUUUGGGUGUACAAGAGAUACUGCAAAUGCAUCAAGUUCUCAGAGCGUUGCACUAAAGCACGUUGUGUUCGUCUUGCUGCUGCUCGUAUUGAGGUACAAUG